AUGGAGAUGAAAGAUAUGGACGAGAACGAUGAGGUCGCGACUGAGGUGGCUACCCAGGAGACUGCCCAGGAAGCUACUAUGGGCGCUACUCCGGAACAAACCGAGGAGGUGACUGAAAAUGUGAACGAUGAAGCGACUGAGGAAGCAAGCGAUGAGUCCAACAACGAAGCUGAGCACCCGGUAAUCGACGAUGCCAACCCAGUAGAAGAACAGGCCGACGAAAGUGAUUCAGAUGAAGUUGCUGAAACUGAUCCGACUGGGGACACGGAAAUGACCGAUGACCGAGAAGAAUCUCCCGAGGUUGUUACAAAUGGACUCAUUGAUGAUGCGGCCAUGGAAGAUGAGGAGGAGGAUGAAGAAGAAGAAGACGAAGAAGAAGACGAAGAAGACGAAGAAGAAGAAGAAGAAGAAGAAGAAGAAGAAGACUCCAAGGAUGGGGAUAUGGAUGGCUUUAUCGAUGAUGGGCCUGAGGAGUCAGAAGAUGAAGAAGUAUACGAAGAUGCCAAAGAUCAUGAAGAAUCUGGCGAAGAUGUUGCGAAUGGAACCGUUGAUGCUCAGCCAGGGGAGUCGGAUGAAAGCAACGAUCAGCUUGCGGCUCAACUCAAUGAGAACAACGAAUCUGGAGAGGAGAGCACAGAAUUGCCAAAGGGAAAUUUGGAGGUGACCUCGAACGGGAAAGCUGAUUCUGAAGAUGAAUCUUCGAAGAGUGACGAAUCCGAGUCCGAAUCCGAGUCCGAGUUAGAGUUGCCUUCACUGCGCAGGUCUAACAGAAAACAACCGAAUACUCCCAAGCCGGCUGCCCCAGGAUUCCAAUCUACUCAGCAGCUGGCCUCCUCGCAGCCGAAAUCAGCCCCUAAGACUACCCUCAAGAGUCUCUUGCAAGCUGCCAAGCAAGAGUCAACGCGCCAGCAAAAGCCAUCUCAAGCCCCAGCCAUCGCAGCCAAGCCCAGGACUUCUUCGCCUUCGAAGCCCAAAUCCAGCGUGUGGGAAGUACCAUCCUCAGACGACGAGAGCAAUGAUAGCGACGACAGCGAACAGGGUGAUAUCCUCCCCAAUGGUGAUUCCCGCAAGCCGCGAAAGCCUUACUCACUACGGGGUUAG
Messenger RNA from Penicillium waksmanii, 1101 nucleotides. RefSeq lists its product as uncharacterized. Lineage: Eukaryota; Fungi; Ascomycota; Eurotiomycetes; Eurotiales; Aspergillaceae. The transcript is spliced from 2 exons. The record is from RefSeq and is a predicted model, not a curated record. The coding region runs from base 1 to 1101 and encodes 366 amino acids.